AUGGUUAAGUUCCACAAAGUUUGGAGAGAAAUUGAAAAGGCUAACAAAUUUUCUGAUUUACCUGAACUUGAUAAAGAGAGUGUAAAAUUGGAGUUUGACGAAACAAAAACAGGGUUCGAAGGCACUGAGGAUGCUGAUGCCAGUGGUCUUACCAGAAUUGAGAAAGAGGAUUGGUAUGAAGCCGAAACCGGUCUAGCCAAAGACGGAGCCACCGAAAGAAUUGCUUUCAACCAUGGUUGGAAAGAACCUACCCAAAUUAGGGAAGGUGAAACUGACUAUAAGAUUUAUGACUUGGAGAUAACUAGUGAUAUUAUUGAACAAGAAACAAUUAAAGUUAAAGUAUUGGAAGUAGGAAAAGCAGAAUUAGACCAACUUGAUUUUGACACCGAAUUAACUGCCCAACUAGAUAAUUUGAAUUAUGCUAAAUUGCCUGGGGGUUAUAAAAGGACAGAUUUAGAAAAGUUACUUGAUAAUGAUUUUAUUGAUGAGUUUAUCGGUCAAGCAGGAGAAGCAAGAACUUUUGCGAAUAAUCCUGCUAAUCGGGCAGCAGUUUUGGCUUAUCGCAAGACCGGUGCCAGUUUUUUAACCGGAGCGGAAGCGGGUACUAUUUAUAAUAAGGGUUGGAAAAAUCCUGACUUAAUUGAGAUUAAUGAGGACGAAAUAUGGGCUUAUAGCAAAAAUGGGAAGGUUUCGGUAAAUAUCGCUUUCCAAGUGUUCCAAAAUCAUUGGUUGGCUGAUGAGUUUAAUUUCGAUUCCUCUAAUAGAGCACUUAUUCCCUCAUAUAGUAGUUAUGGCGAACCCGCCGACCGAAAUUUAGACGCUACCCUAACUGAUAAACAGCAGUUAGAUAAGAUAAAUGAGAUAAUUAAGAGAAUAAAAACUGCUUCGCGAAGCACCGAUUUACCAACCGAAGAGGAAAUUAAUGACUAUGAUGAUAGCAAAGUGAGUGGAACGGAAAUUUCUGAUUAUGCUAACCAACUAAAAGACCAAAUUGCCCAUGCCAAAGUUCAACCGGAUAUUAAUGAGAUAACUAAUAAACUUAAUGCCAGUCCCGCCGUUAGUCUGAACCUAAAUUAUGUUGCUGAAAUGAUAAAUUUAGCGGACAAAGAUACCGACCGAGCCCGCAAAAAAGCGGAAAUAAUGACCCAAAUUGAACACUUGCGACAAGCGAAAAUUGCCCAACUCGAAACUGAAAGGAAACAGCAAGAAGAGGCUGAAAAGCAACGCCAAGCAGAGGAAGCCAAACAGCAAAAAAUCUCGCAACUUAAAACCCUUAUCACUUCCGCUAAGGCAAUUUUAGAAAAAAUGGGAGCCAGCCAAGCCGAAGUGGAGCAAGCCAUUAGUAGUUUAAAAACUUUAACUACGGCAACCAGUGAUAUGAGGUUUGACUUGCCACCUCCUCCAACACCGGCACCGGAACAACCUAAACCCACUCCGCCGCCUUUCCCAGUUAAUGAAAAUUGGCGUUCACUAGUGGAGGAAGUACAACAAACCCUUCAAGCCGAACAGCAAGCAACUAAAACUGAGGUUCAAACUGAUUUGCAGGCUGCUCAAUCUCCUCAGGCUACCGUAGCCGACCAAGUUAAAGCCAUUAAAAACUUAGGUAAAAUUGAUGGUGAGGAAGAUUUGGCGGAAGAAAAAACUCAACUAGAAAGUGUGGCUGAAACAUUAUUCAUCCAAGACCGAUUGGAAUGCCUAAAAGGAUUUAUCGGAGCGAUUGAAGAAAACUUGAAAAAAAAUAACCUGACAACAGAGGAAUUAACUGAUAAAACAAAUCAAGAUAUAAAAGAUAUAAAAGAUAUAAAAGAUAAGUUAGAGGUCAUUCAUCAAUCGGUUGGGAACACCGGAGUUAAAAAGCAGUUAACCGAAUUAGAAGAAAAAGUGGUUCAAGUAGUGAAAACUGGCGAAAAAGAACAAAUUGAAAAGUUAAAAAAAGAAAUCUUAACUUUUGCUUGUAGUAAUAAUGUUUAUAAAAAAGCCCAUCGCGAACGAGCUCAAUCCUUACUGAUUCAGUUAGAAAACAGCACUCAAACUCAAUCCUCCCAAAAAUUUCCGUUUGAAUGA
Messenger RNA from Funneliformis geosporum, 2064 nucleotides. Lineage: Eukaryota; Fungi; Glomeromycota; Glomeromycetes; Glomerales; Glomeraceae. The record is from the annotation of a GenBank genome assembly.